Suhomyces tanzawaensis NRRL Y-17324 is the source of this 1305-nucleotide messenger RNA. Its product is annotated as kynurenine--oxoglutarate transaminase. Bases 1 to 1305 code for a protein of 434 amino acids. The record is from RefSeq and is a predicted model, not a curated record. The transcript has a single exon. Gene Ontology annotation, molecular function: L-kynurenine:2-oxoglutarate transaminase activity; pyridoxal phosphate binding. Lineage: Eukaryota; Fungi; Ascomycota; Pichiomycetes; Serinales; Debaryomycetaceae. Gene Ontology annotation, biological process: biosynthetic process. Gene Ontology annotation, cellular component: mitochondrion; cytoplasm.
AUGAGCAACAAGCUAGACCCGGAAUCCUUGCACAACCCGUACUUCUACUACAAACCAGGCCAGAAAGAUAUCUGGUCGUUGAUCAACGAGACAGCCGCCCAGGCCCAACAGGAACUGGGAAAGCCCAUUGUCAACUUGGGCCAGGGGUUCUUCUCGUACAGCCCACCAGACUUUGCCAUUGAUGCCGUGACCGAGGCGUUGUCAAAGCCUCAGUUCAACCAGUACGCUCCCGCCAGAGGCAACCCCAACUUGAUUGGCGAGGUGGCCAAGCUCUACUCCAAGGCGUUUGGCCGUGUGGUGGACCCCAGCGAGAUCCAGAUCACCACCGGCGCCAACGAGGGAAUGUUCUCGGUGUUCUUCGGGUUCUUGACCCCAGGAGACGAGGCCAUUGUGUUCGAGCCGUUCUUUGACCAGUACAUCCCCAACAUCGAGAUGACGGGCGCCAAGGUCAAGUACGUGCAGUUGAAGUACCCCCAGAAGUUCAACAACGAGGUCGUUUCUGGAAACGACUGGACCAUCGACUGGGAAGGCUUGGAAAACGCCAUUACUGACAAAACAAAGUUGAUUGUGUUGAACACACCCCACAACCCCAUCGGGAAGGUGUUCACCCAAGACGAGUUGGUCAGAUUGGGCGAGAUUGUCAUCAAAAACAACCUCAUCUUGGUCAGUGAUGAGGUCUACGAUAACUUGUACUUCACACCCGACUUUCCCAGACCUGCCAAUUUGGCUAAAUUGCCGGAAUUGGCACAGAGGACGUUCACUGUGGGUUCUGCCGGUAAGUCGUUUGCUGCCACAGGCUGGAGAAUCGGAUACAUCCACGGUCCUGCCAAUUUGCUCAAGUAUGUCACUGCUGCCCAUACCAGAAUCUGUUUCAGCACUCCUGCCCCAUUACAGGAGGCUGUGGCUCGUGGUUUGGUGGAGGCCGACAAAAUCGACUACUUUGCCAAUACCAGAAAGGACUACAUUAAAAAGUACGAGAUCUUCACCAAGGUGUUUGACGAAUUGGGCUUGCCUUAUACCACAGCUCAAGGUGCGUACUUUUUAUUGGUGAACUUGGCCAAGCUCAAGAUUCCCCAAGACUACACUUACCCAGAGCCCAUUGCCAGCAAGACCUUGGACUUCAAGUUGGCCUACUGGUUGAUCAAGGAAAUCGGGGUUGUUGGUAUUCCUCCCACUGAAUUCUUGACGCCAGACCACAGAGAGGGCCACGGCUUGGAAAAGACGUUGAGAUUUGCCGUCUGUAAAGACGAUUCAGUCUUGGAAGAAGCCGUGCAGAGAUUGAGAAAGUUGAAGGACUACUUGUAA